Messenger RNA from Pseudophryne corroboree (corroboree frog), 950 nucleotides. It is a transcript of the gene PSMD9, whose product is annotated as proteasome 26S subunit, non-ATPase 9. Lineage: Eukaryota; Metazoa; Chordata; Amphibia; Anura; Myobatrachidae. The coding region runs from base 79 to 726 and encodes 215 amino acids. The record is from RefSeq and is a predicted model, not a curated record. Gene Ontology annotation, molecular function: protein binding. Gene Ontology annotation, cellular component: nucleus; cytoplasm. The transcript is spliced from 6 exons. Gene Ontology annotation, biological process: proteasome regulatory particle assembly.
AGUCCUGUCACUCGUUUGUCCCUCUGAGACACCCGUACCUGUGAAGUCCAAACUUGUGUACUAGGGGCUGUGUGUAGCAUGACUGGUGGUGACAUGUCGGAACCUGAGGCUUCUCCAUCAGCGGUGACCAUGCGGGAUGUACAGCAGCUUAUCGCCAGGAAGGACGAGAUCGAGGCACAGAUAAAGGCUUACUAUGAGGUUUUGGAAGAUCAAAAAAAUGUUGGCUUGGAAGGACCUCUGGUUGACAUAGAGGGGUACCCAAGGGCAGACGUAGACAUCUACCAAGUGCGGACUGCACGGCACAACAUAAUUUGUCUACAGAAUGAUCAUAAAACCAUCAUGAAAGAAAUAGAAGAGGCCUUGCACAACCUACACGCACGAGACCAAGAAAAGCGGCAAAGAGAUGAAGCAGAGGCCCAGGCUGAAGCACUUCAACGCAACCAAGCUCUGCCCGUGGCCUUUGCUAGAGUUGAUACAGUCACUCCUGGAUCUCCAGCCAGUAUAUCGGGACUGCAGGUUGGAGAUGAAAUUGUUGCAUUUGGAUCCGUAAAUACAAGCAACUUUCAAACCUUACAGAAUAUUGCCACUGUAGUGCAACACAGUGAGGGGAAACCAUUAAGCGUGACAGUUGUUCGAGAUGGCAAAUCUGUCAAUUUAGGACUCACACCACAGCGAUGGAGUGGGAAAGGACUUUUGGGAUGUAACAUCAUUCCUUUAAAAAGAUAAAACUGCCAAACUUGGCUUGUUCUAGAACAUCUUACCCAGGUUAAAGAUACGCCAGUUGCGGAAUUCUGCUGACACCUGACAAAUGAAGAUAAACUGAUCUCGAGAUGACAUUGGUCUGCUUUUGGGUGACAUUGGUCUGCUGUGGGACUUGGACACGUGUGCAAAUUAAGAUGAUUUUUAUAGUUUGCUAUUUUGUUUAUAUUUUAAGGUUUACCUGCCCUCUG